AUGGCCGCUGCCCGCCUCGCACUGGGGCCAGGGAUCCUGCUCCUGGGGCUGCUGCUGCUGCUGCUGCUGCUGGGGGGCCCAGGCCGGGGGGCGGCCUUGAGCGGGAACGCGACUGGGCCUGGGCCGCGGAGCGCGGGCGGGAGCGCGAGAAGGAGCGCGGCCGUGACCGGCCCUCCGCCGCUGCUGAGCCACUGCGGCCGGGCAGCCUCCUGCGAGCCGCUACGCUACAACGUGUGCCUGGGCUCGGCGCUGCCCUACGGGGCCACCUCCACUCUGCUGGCCGGGGACUCGGACUCCCAGGAAGAAGCGCACGGCAAGCUCGUGCUCUGGUCGGGCCUCCGGAACGCCCCCCGCUGCUGGGCAGUGAUCCAGCCCCUGCUGUGUGCUGUGUACAUGCCCAAAUGCGAGAAUGACCGGGUGGAGCUGCCCAGCCGCACCCUGUGCCAGGCUACCCGAGGCCCCUGUGCCAUUGUGGAGAGGGAGCGUGGCUGGCCUGACUUCCUGCGCUGUACCCCUGACCACUUCCCCGAGGGCUGCCCGAAUGAGGUGCAGAACAUCAAGUUCAACAGUUCGGGCCAGUGUGAGGCUCCCUUGGUUCGGACCGACAACCCCAAGAGCUGGUAUGAGGACGUGGAGGGAUGUGGGAUCCAGUGCCAGAACCCGCUAUUCACUGAGGCCGAGCACCAGGACAUGCACAGCUACAUCGCGGCCUUCGGCGCAGUCACAGGCCUCUGCACACUCUUCACCUUGGCCACAUUUGUGGCUGACUGGCGGAAUUCGAAUCGCUACCCUGCUGUUAUUCUCUUCUACGUCAACGCGUGUUUCUUUGUGGGGAGCAUCGGCUGGUUGGCCCAGUUCAUGGACGGCGCCCGCCGGGAGAUCGUCUGCCGUGCAGAUGGAACCAUGAGGCUCGGGGAGCCCACCUCCAAUGAGACCCUGUCCUGCGUCAUCAUCUUUGUCAUCGUGUACUACGCCCUUAUGGCUGGUGUCGUCUGGUUUGUGGUCCUCACCUAUGCCUGGCACACCUCCUUCAAAGCCCUGGGCACCACCUAUCAGCCUCUCUCUGGCAAGACCUCCUACUUCCACCUGCUCACGUGGUCACUCCCGUUUGUCCUCACUGUGGCAAUCCUUGCCGUCGCCCAGGUGGAUGGGGACUCUGUGAGCGGCAUCUGUUUUGUGGGUUACAAGAACUACCGAUACCGUGCAGGCUUCGUGCUGGCCCCGAUUGGCCUAGUGCUCAUUGUGGGAGGCUACUUCCUCAUCCGAGGAGUCAUGACUCUGUUUUCCAUCAAGAGCAACCAUCCCGGGUUGCUGAGUGAGAAGGCUGCCAGCAAGAUCAACGAGACCAUGCUGCGCCUCGGCAUUUUUGGCUUCCUGGCCUUUGGCUUUGUGCUCAUCACCUUCAGCUGUCACUUCUACGACUUCUUCAACCAGGCUGAGUGGGAGCGCAGCUUCCGGGACUAUGUGCUGUGCCAGGCCAACGUGACCAUCGGGCUGCCCACCAAGAAGCCCAUUCCUGACUGUGAAAUCAAGAAUCGCCCCAGCCUCCUGGUGGAGAAGAUCAACUUGUUUGCCAUGUUUGGAACCGGCAUUGCCAUGAGCACCUGGGUCUGGACCAAGGCCACGCUGCUCAUCUGGAGGCGCACCUGGUGCAGGUUGACUGGGCAGAGUGAUGAUGAGCCCAAACGCAUCAAGAAGAGCAAGAUGAUCGCCAAGGCCUUCUCCAAGCGGCGUGAGCUGCUGCAGAACCCAGGCCAGGAACUCUCCUUCAGCAUGCACACUGUCUCCCACGACGGGCCUGUGGCGGGUUUGGCCUUUGACCUCAAUGAGCCCUCUGCCGAUGUGUCCUCUGCCUGGGCCCAGCAUGUCACCAAGAUGGUGGCUCGGAGAGGAGCCAUACUGCCCCAGGAUGUGUCUGUCACCCCUGUGGCAACUCCAGUGCCCCCAGAGGAAAAAGCCAACCUGUGGCUGGUUGAGGCAGAGAUCUCCCCAGAGCUGGAGAAGCGCCUGGGCCGGAAGAAGAAGCGGAGGAAGAGGAAGAAGGAGGUGUGCCCGCUGGUGCCACCUCCUGAGCUUCACCACCCUGCCCCUGCCCCUGCCCCUGCGGCCAGUGCUGUUCCUCGACUGCCUCAGCUGCCCCGGCAGAAGUGCCUGGUGGCCGCAGGUGCCUGGGGAGCUGGGGAAUCCUGCCGACAGAGAGCCUGGACCCUGGUCUCCAACCCCUUCUGCCCAGAACCCAGUCACCUGCAGGAUCCAUUUCUGCCCAGUGCCCCAGUUCCCACGGCGGCCUGGGCUCAGGGCUGCCGGCAGGGGCUGGGGCCCAUCCACUCCCGCACCAACCUGAUGGAGGCAGAGCUCAUGGAUGCAGAUUCAGACUUCUGA
Molecule: messenger RNA, 2382 nt
Organism: Puma concolor (puma)
Lineage: Eukaryota; Metazoa; Chordata; Mammalia; Carnivora; Felidae
Gene: SMO
Product: smoothened, frizzled class receptor
Biological process (GO): central nervous system development; smoothened signaling pathway; pattern specification process
Cellular component (GO): plasma membrane; cilium; dendrite
Molecular function (GO): patched binding; transmembrane signaling receptor activity
Source: RefSeq, a predicted model, not a curated record